AUGAUAAUCAAGUCAAAAUCUUCUUAUGGGCCGGAAGAGAAAACUCAUAACAACCUGGAUAACAUUGCAUGGGACAUACUAUACAAGACUCUUGAUGAAACCUUGUUUCCAAGGGUUAGGAAGUGCAAGAUCGCCAAAGACAUCUGGGAAACCCUCAUGAUCAUAGGACAAGGGGACGAGAAAGAAAAGGAGAAUAAGCUGACCAUAGCUAUGAAGAAGUUCGAGGACUUCAAAAUGGGAGCAACCAAAUCCAUCGCGGAGAAGGAAACCCGGUUUUUGAAGCUACUGAGCGAGGUGGAAGAUCUCGAAAAAGAACACACUCAAAAGGAGAUCAACCUUAAAAUUCUCUGA
This is a messenger RNA of Ipomoea triloba (trilobed morning glory), 351 nucleotides long. RefSeq lists its product as uncharacterized. The record is from RefSeq and is a predicted model, not a curated record. The transcript has a single exon. The coding region runs from base 1 to 351 and encodes 116 amino acids. NCBI's taxonomy places the organism in Eukaryota, Viridiplantae, Streptophyta, Magnoliopsida, Solanales, Convolvulaceae.